Molecule: messenger RNA, 312 nt
Organism: Rotaria sordida
Lineage: Eukaryota; Metazoa; Rotifera; Eurotatoria; Philodinida; Philodinidae
Source: the annotation of a GenBank genome assembly
AUGUCUACAAUGAAUCUUUUAUUACGUUCUAAUAAUCAACCAUAUUUAAUUGCAUUAAUAGAUUCUAUAUCAAUUUAUUUUGAUACAAUACAAAAUCCUAUUGAAUUAACAUAUCAAUUUUCAUCAGAUGAUACACGUGAUUUAUUACAUUUUAUAAUAUUUAUAUCGAAAAUCAUUUAUAUAAAUAUAUUUCAAAAAAUUCUUCUCUUAGUUGAAAAAACUAUAUUAUCUAUAUUUGAAUAUCUUUAUCAACGGCAUGGUUUAAUUCUAUCAAAUAAACAAAGAAAAAUCUAUUAUUACAAUCAUAUUUAA